Molecule: messenger RNA, 465 nt
Organism: Pseudogymnoascus verrucosus
Lineage: Eukaryota; Fungi; Ascomycota; Leotiomycetes; Thelebolales; Thelebolaceae
Exons: 1
Coding region: 1-465 (154 amino acids)
Source: RefSeq, a predicted model, not a curated record
AUGAAUUUGAAAGGUUAUGCGGGUGGGGACCCUCCAUACACCCCAUCAGAUGGGAGUUUGAUGUGGGACGAUGCUGUGUUUCCACCUGACUCGGAAGAGAUUUGCGUGCUUAGGAAAUUGCGCAUGCUCACUGUCAACGCUGAGGAACUUAACCCAGACGAGGUCAAUUCACUGACGCCGUAUCGCGCGAAGCUAGACUUCUUCCUGUCAAAGGCCAACAAGGCCAUUUCCUUGACCCUCUACACCAAUAGCGUCUUCGUUGCCGCGCCGCCGUGGAACGGAACGCACAAGAUAGAUGCACAAUAUACUGGGUUAUACAACCGGACUAUCUACGAUGUGUCACAGCUUGACGAGGUGGAGAUCAAGGCGGGAGAGAUCACGGUGAUCAAUGCGAUGGGGACAGGCAGUUGCAAGAGCGUGGCGUUCGGAGAAUGGGACGAAUGCCGUGGUUUUGGGCAGGGAUAA